Molecule: messenger RNA, 2152 nt
Organism: Prunus mume (Japanese apricot)
Lineage: Eukaryota; Viridiplantae; Streptophyta; Magnoliopsida; Rosales; Rosaceae
Source: RefSeq, a predicted model, not a curated record
AAUAGAAUUUGGAGCUAUGCGUCGGGUUAAUGCUCCACGAGGUGUUAUGCCUCAUAGCGAUGUUCUUUUUGCAAAUGAUAUAAUGGUCUUCAUUCAAGGCACUACAAAGAAUCUUCGGGUUUUGAUGUGGUUUAUGGUUGAGUAUGGAUUAAACUCGGGUUAGUUUAUCAAUAAAUCAAAAUCUUUAGCCUUCUUGGGUCAUUACACGCGGCCUCGGCAAGCAAGCAUUCUUUGUACUCUUGGAAUUGGUGUUGGUUCCUUUCCAUUCACUUACUUGGGUGUUCCCAUUUUCCAAGGUCGACCAAAGAAACAAUUUUUUCAAGCUAUUGCGGACCGUGUUUGUUGUAAACUUUCUGCUUGGAAGGGUUCUCUUCUUUCUCAUGCAAGGCGAUUGCAAUUAAUUUCGUCAGUCAUCCAAAGUCUUCUGAUAUAUAGCUUCCAAGUUUAUGAAUGGCCCUCCUCCUUGUUGACUAAAGUUCAAAGUUGGAUUCGGAAUUUCUUUUGGUCUGGAGACCCGAAUUCUCGUGGUGCUCCUCUUGUGGCAUGGAAAUCUUGUUGUCUUCCUAAAGACCAUGGUGGUUUGGGUAUUAAGGAUCUUUUGUCUUGAACAGAUCUCUUCUAUUGAAAUGUUGUUGGGAUUUGGUUUCUUCUACUUCUUUGGCAGCUGUUUUUAUUCGAGCUCGUUUCCUUGCGAAAGGUUCUUUACUCCUCAAAUUUACCGAAAAUCCUCUAUUUGGUUGGGCCUUAAGAAGUUGUUGCCUCAAGUCCUGGAGAAUUCUCAAUGGGUAAUUGGUAAUGGUUCUCAAAUAGAUUUUUGGACUGAUAAUUGGAUGGGUGAUUCUUUGAUGCAUUUGUUAGGCAUUUGUCCCUCAUUUCAUGCUAAAGUUGCUGAUUUUAUUAAUAAUUGUCGUUGGGAUUUGCUUGUGAAUUUUUUAAGGGCUUUUCCUCAUUUGGCAGCUUCUAUUGAGGCUAUUGUUUUGCCUAUUGACCCGCGUGCUGAUCAUCUUAUUUGGAUUGGUGCUAUGUCUGGUAUUUUAUCAGCCAAAGAAGCAUAUUUGUGGCUUUUGUCUCAUAAUGCCCCCGUGCCUUGGAGUACGGUAAUUUGGGAUAAAGCUCUUCAGCCUAGGAAAAGCUUGGUGGUUUGGAAAGCUUUACAGAGUCGGCUUUUUACGGAUGAAUUUCUCCAAAAGCAUGCUUUUUAACAAGUCUUCAUGCACUGUAGAUUCGAUGGAUAAUCUUUUUGUUGGUCCUUUUGUGGAGUCCUUUUCGCCCUCUUCCCGCAAACUAUGAUUAUUGGUAGCAUGCAAUUUGGUGUGGGGUAUUUGGCAUCUAAGAAAUCAUAUUCGUUUUGAUCACUUGGUUGUUUGCCUGGAUUAUGCCCAACGAUGGUUCCUUUCUCGUUUUAAGGAAUCUGCGAAUGCUUGCUUUGUCUCUGGUCAUUCUCCAUCUCUACUGAUAUUCCAACUUUUGGGUUUUUUGCCUCUCACUCUGUCAGCCCCCAAGUUUAUUCGUGUGUUGUGGGUCUCUUUCCCCUACUGGUUGGGUUAAAGUCAAUAUUGAUGGUUCUUGUAAAGCUUCAGGCACAGGCUUUGGGGGUGUUUUCCGAAAUAGUGAGGGCAAGGCUCUUGGUGUUUUUGCUUCUAAUCAAGACCAACCUAGCUCAACUGCAGCUGAAGUUCUUGCUUUUCUUGAGGCUAUCAGAGUUGCUUGGGUGAGAGAUUGGAAGCAUCUUUGGCUUGAGACAGACUCUUCUUUGGUGGUUCAUUUUUUGUCCUCUACAUCUUAUUCCAUUCCUUGGUUUUUGCGUACGAAGUGGCAGAACUAUUUGUGGCGCAUUAAACAGAUGAAUUUUGUUUGCACUCAUAUUUAUUGGGAAGGUAAUUGUGUCGCAGAUAUGUUAGCAAAUUUUGAUGCCAAGAACCGUGCCUAUUUACUGGUGGGACUUCUUACCUUCGUGGGCUGCUACCAUUUAUGCUAAAGAUUUAGUGGGUUUUCCUGGGUUUCGCUUUCGUUGAUUUUGUGUGUCUAGUUUGAUGCCAUCCUUGGUCCGUUAUCCCCCAGCUGUUUAAUUAUUCUUUUUAAUAAAUUUCUCCUCGUUCCGUCGAGGUUUAAGGAAAAUGAAAAGUUAUAUAACAGAAAAUUAAAUUAAUUA